CCGGGUUCGGUCCACGGGCACUCAAACAAAGAUGUUGUUCUUUCUGGAUCUUAUUGAUCCGGUGAAUGAUUGAUCUCUACAGUCUUCAACACGUGACGGAUGAUCGUAAAGCCUGUUGAGGAAGAGACACCAAAUCACUCGUGAUUAUGUAUCCCCCCUUUUAGGGAGAAGAUGAUCUGCUGCAUCAUUCUGCUCUUCACACUGACCUCCUGUGUCUCUGGAUCAUUCUUAGUGGAGGUGACACAGACCUCCUAUCAGGCAGAGGAGAACCUCAACGUCACUCUGGAAUGGAGGUUCUCCCCCAGAACAGACGGUUCCCUCCACUCCAUUUAUUUCUGAUGUCGUGGCGUUCGUCUUUCCGCUGCUCAAAGUUCCGCCACGUCUUCGGGAAGCCGUCCACCAAGGAGCGCGGCUACGACGGCGUGCCGAUCGCCCGCAGCGUCCACGACAACCACAGCUGCUCAGCCAAUCCCUGCUUCCUCGCCGUGGUGACGGAGUGCGCCGGGGGCGGGUCCUUUUUGGUCCUGCCCAUCCAUCAUACAGGACGGGUGGACCCUCAGCACCCGAGGGUGUGCGGCCACAGUGGGCGGGUCCUGGACGUCAAGUGGAACCCGUUUGACGACCACUGCAUCGCCUCGUGCUCGGAGGAUUGCACCGUGAAGAUCUGGGACAUCCCGGUCUGUGGCGUCCAGCAGAACCUCACCAAGGCCAGGACGACUCUGAUUGGUCACUCCAGGAGGGUGGCACUUAUUGAGUGGCAUCCGACAGCUGAAAACCUGCUGCUAAGCUCCGCCUACGACUACAAGGUCCUCCUCUGGGAUGUGUCCCAGGGAGGUGCGGUGCUCAGGUACCCCGUCCGGGUGGUUCUGAUGCCCAUUCACCACCGCUACCCAUCUGAUGCGCUGCUGCUGUCUGUCAGCUUCAACAGUGACGGCAGCAGGCUGGCGGUCACGUCCAAAGACAGACGGGUUCGAGUCCUGGACCCCCGGACAGGAAGGAUCCUACAGGUGUCCAGCAGCAAGACCCACAGAGCCAGCAAAGUGUUAUACAUCGGAGGGUUGAAGAUGCUUCUGUCCACCGGCAGCUCGCCCUGGAACCACCGACAGAUCGUCCUCUGGGACCCUGACGACUUGUCUGAGCCGCUGUUUGAAGAAGACUUGGACGGAUCUGCAGGAGUCCUCUUCCCGUUCUACGACCCGGACACACACAUGCUCUACUUGGCAGGAAAGGGUGACGGGAACAUCCGAUACUACGAGCUGAGCACUGAGAAACCGUAUAUCAGCUUUCUGUCGGAGUGCAGGUCUCUGCUGCCACAGAAAGGACUUGGGGUGAUGCCAAAGCGCGGCCUGGACGUGAGCGCCUGUGAAGUUUUCAGAUUCUACCGCCUGAUCGCCAUCAAGGACCUGGUGGAACCAUUGUCAAUGAUCGUACCACGGAAAGAGUCAGAUGCUUUCCAAGAGGAUCUGUUCCCAAUGACAGCCGGAAACCAGGCGGCCAUGACAGCUCAGGAGUGGCUGUUGGGGGUCAACAGAAGCCCAGUGCUGAUGUCCUUGAAGCCUGGGACUCGAGUCACCAACCCGUACCCAGAAACCCCUGCAGAGAAAGGGCUAGUGAGGCAGCUGAGUUGCUUGAGGUUCCAGAUGGAUCUGGCUGUUGUUGCAGUGACCGGGCCCAACCUGGACAUUAUGGAAGAGGACACAUCAACAUGGACCGGAGGAGCCGAGGAUCGAACUGCAGAUCCUCUGAAGGACGACCAGCUCUACAAGACCCCGAUUUUCCAGCAGACAACCAUGGCCUUCUUUGAGGAGGAGUUGGCCUACCAGGAUGCCAAAUACCCCGGGGACAUGAGCGGCCUGUCUGGGUGGCAGCCAGAUGAGACCCACAUCCCACUGUGGACGUAUUGCUGCACUCCACACUGCUGUGAACCUGCAGAGAGGCCGCCGCCAACAGCCGAGAGCGAGGUGAGGCUCAGCUGUGCGCCUGACAAUACCGAGUGUGCCAAUGUUUUGGUUGGACUUCAUCUUCUUCAUGCCAAGAAUCUGGUUUCUUUCAUUUCAGCUCCUGCAGGCAUUUUACAGACAGCAAGACGAACUCAGAGGCCUGAGAGAACAAGUCAAUGCCAAAGAUGUGAGGAUCACACAGCUGGAGCUGGACCUCAACAACACCAGAAACAACAUGAGGGCAACCUUCUGAUUCCACCAGUCCGCUCUCACACUGCUGUUUUAAAGCUGGACCAAUCAAAUCACUCAACAUUUCCAAACAAUAAAGGAAACUCAGCUGACAUCCUGACAAAUGUAUAGUGUUUGCACUUUUAGCUGCUUUUCUUUCUCAUGGAUAGCCUCAGCCAAAUUCUCGACGACCAACACAUUG
Cyclopterus lumpus (lumpfish) is the source of this 2370-nucleotide messenger RNA. Its product is annotated as coronin-2B-like. Bases 288 to 2300 code for a protein of 670 amino acids. Gene Ontology annotation, molecular function: actin filament binding. NCBI's taxonomy places the organism in Eukaryota, Metazoa, Chordata, Actinopteri, Perciformes, Cyclopteridae. The record is from RefSeq and is a predicted model, not a curated record. Gene Ontology annotation, biological process: actin filament organization. The transcript has 16 exons.